Adineta ricciae is the source of this 1122-nucleotide messenger RNA. Lineage: Eukaryota; Metazoa; Rotifera; Eurotatoria; Adinetida; Adinetidae. The record is from the annotation of a GenBank genome assembly.
AUGUUUCGAUUGAGACCGGCUUUUAUCGUUUUAAUCUUCGACAUGUUGGUUUUGAAUUCGAGUAUUCGAAUUAACAAGCUAUCUUCUUGUAUUUAUAUUCCAUUAUCUUGGCCUACAACCCCGUCAGCGUUGUUUACUUAUUCAUCCAGUUGCGAAGAGUGUUUAUGCUAUAAAUAUAGUUCAACAAGUAAUUCUGUUGCGAUGAAUUGUUUGACAAACAUACCUUUAUGUCAAUUCUAUUCAAAUUAUGCAAAUAAUUAUUCGAUUGUAUGGAACUCGACAAGUGACUUUUACUUUUUCCAACCAUUACCAUCGAUGAUCACCACGCCAACGAUGACAUCAACUCCGCCAAAUCCGGAAAUUAUGUCGACUGAUGUUACUAUUCCAUCAGCAGUGUCGACAACAUCCUCGACUUCAUAUCAAUGUGGCAAUAUGACAGUUCUUAUUGGCUAUGACUUCUACGGUAAUGAUUUGGCUUUAGCUACUACUCCAGACUACAUCGCUUGUUGCCACUGGUGUCAAAGUAACAGCAGUUGUACUACAUUUACAUGGGUUGUGCCAACGGGAGGCGGAACUAGCUCAACUUGUUAUCUCAAAACAAGCCAUGCAUCGCCGUCUAACGAUUCGAGACUUACUCGAACUGAGGAACUUCCGCCUCUCAUUAUAGCAAAUUGCAAAUCGGUAUUGACUAUGAGCGUACUUAUCGAUAAAUAUUCGGAAACACCAUCAUUGGAAGAACAAUCAGCAGAAUCAUCAAAUGUUUGUAAUCACGACUCAAAAACCGUUAAAGUUUCACAUAGACGGAAGAUAUUGGCGCUACACGAACCUGUUGAUCGUCUUGAACAUCCGCAAUUACAAUAUUUUUAUUCAGUGAAUCGUGUAUUUGUUGGAAUCGUAAUAUUAGCGAAUAUGGAUUCGAUGCCGAAUAUUCCAUUUUCGGUCUCAAAAACUUUCGUUAAAGUCGACAUCCCAAUUCAAAUCUUUGCUGAAGAAGAAGCAUUAUUUUUAUUAAAGGAUAAUCAAGCAAAUCAUUGUAUACAGACGAAUAAUAAGCACAUCGAAAAAUUAUACAAUGAUUACUUAUUCAGAAAAGAAGCAUCACUACAGCAAGCUACGUCUUAA